Messenger RNA from Miscanthus lutarioriparius, 1029 nucleotides. The record is from the annotation of a GenBank genome assembly. Lineage: Eukaryota; Viridiplantae; Streptophyta; Magnoliopsida; Poales; Poaceae.
AUGGAGGAGCAACCCGGGGGUCGCGCGCUGCCUUGGCUGCCCGCCGCCAGGACAUGCGUGAGGCGCUGGGAGGGCAGGCAAGGGCGGCGUGGAGGUACAGCAAUGGCCUGUGUCCGCGACAACGGCGCUUCCACGCCAUGUGCGAGAACGGUUAUACAAACUAAUUUUAUUAGGUUUAUACAAACUAGAUCUACAGGUGAUAAAGAUUAUGAAACAGACUUUAUAUGUUUUUGUAAUAAGCCGCAAGCCAGGUUGGGCGUAGCCGGCGCCGGCGCGUCGCAGGCCGUGGCGUCGGGCGUCUUCCAGAUCAACACCGCGGUCGCCACGUUCCAGCGCCUCGUCAACACGCUCGGCACGCCCAAGGACACCCCGGACCUCCGCGACAGGAUGUGCGUCCGCCGCCCCGCCUACCUGAGACAUAAAACACGGCAACACAUAACACAACUAGUGAAGGAUACAUCAGACAAGCUUAAACAAGCUAGCGAGGCGGAUCAUCGCGUUGAAGUCAGCGCUACCAAGAAGAUUGCUGAUGCAAAGCUAGCUAAAGAUUUCCAAGCAGUCCUAAAAGAAUUCCAGAAAGCUCAGCGAUUAGCAGUAGAGAGAGAAGCUGCAUAUGCACCUUUUAUUUCUCAAGCUGGCCUGCCACAGAGCUACAACUCAAGUGAAGUGAAUAAUGGCGCUGAUAAGUUGGCAGAGCAGCGCACGCAGCUUCUAGAAUCUAGAAGGCAGGAGUUGGUCUUCUUGGAUAAUGAAAUUGUGUUCAAUGAGGCCAUCAUUGAGGAGAGGGAUCAGGGAAUACAAGAGAUUCAGCACCAAAUCACUGAAGUAAACGAAAUCUUCAAAGAUCUUGCUGUGCUAGUCCAUGAUCAAGGAGCAAUGAUAGAUGACAUUGACUCCCAUAUAGAGAAUGCCGUUGUAGCGACAUCACAGGCUAAAGGCCAGCUUUCAAAAGCUGCUAAAACUCAGAAGUCAAACUCUUCGCUGCCAGGAAUGAAUCCUGGUAUCCGCCCGGAGGUAUCCAGGCGGUGA